Molecule: messenger RNA, 596 nt
Organism: Nematolebias whitei (Rio pearlfish)
Lineage: Eukaryota; Metazoa; Chordata; Actinopteri; Cyprinodontiformes; Rivulidae
Product: protein PIGBOS1-like
Exons: 2
Coding region: 189-347 (52 amino acids)
Source: RefSeq, a predicted model, not a curated record
UUUCUCAAAGCAGAAGAAGAAUUGCUCCUCUCCUCCAUAAGUGACCUGCGGUCCAAGUAUUUUUCUCUUUAUUUCUUCUUUUGUUUGUCCUUCAGUUUGAAGUGAUUACAGACGCAUCACAGACACGAUAAGUCUCUGCUUGGGAUCAUUUGGAGUCUGUAGAUUUGGGUUCUUCAACGAAAGAAGUCAUGUUUCGAGGAAGACUGACGUUCCCACAGAUGGCCUGUGCCACAGUGCUCGGCAUUGCUGGUGGCUUUUACAUCUACAAACCCUAUUUUGAUCAGUCGGUGAAGAAUUUAGGACAACAAAAUCAGGAUGCGCCAAAGAAACAAGAAGGAACAGAUUGAAUCGGUUCACAGACGGAACACAGGACCGUCCUGGAUCGAAGGCCAAACAAAUGACGAGACCGGCACAGAUACAUUUGGCCUUCUGUGGUUUGCUCUGCCUGAUUGUGAAACUAAAUUAUUAUUGAUUAAUCAGUAUCCUGAAUUACUGCUCUGAUUCAUUUAAGCAUCUAUUAGUCUAGUAGAGAAUGGAAAUUACCAAAUCUCACUUUUGUCCAAGUCCUUGGCUCUGAACACUGUAGUACGUAAUUU